Molecule: messenger RNA, 3011 nt
Organism: Phalaenopsis equestris
Lineage: Eukaryota; Viridiplantae; Streptophyta; Magnoliopsida; Asparagales; Orchidaceae
Exons: 10
Coding region: 144-2690 (848 amino acids)
Molecular function (GO): protein binding
Source: RefSeq, a predicted model, not a curated record
CAUUUUUCUACUUAGCGAAGACGGGUGCCGCAAAGAAGGGUUUCGUCGCUUCAGGGUCUCUGCUUCCACUUCUCAGCAGCGGGUGUGUGGAGACGAGCGCGAGAAGGGGAGUUGAUAAGAAGGGAGAGAGGAGGAGGAAGAGGAUGAACGGCGGAGGUGGCGGGGGAAGCAGGGGUAACGGCGCCGUGUCGGCAGCAGAGAUUCCUUCUGGGGUGAGGAAGAUGGUGCAAAGUCUCAAGGAGAUCGUGAACCUUCCCGACCAAGAGAUCUAUGCUACGCUCAAGGAGUGUGGGAUGGAUCCUAGCGAGGCCGUGCAACGACUUCUCUCUCAAGAUUCUUUUCAUGAAGUGAAGAGCAAACGCGACAAGAAGAAGGAGAUGAAAGAGCCCCCUGAUUCCAGGUCUCGAACCGCAACUAACAAUUCUGGUCGCGGAGUUCGGGCCAUCUCUGAUCGUGUGCCUCGAUCUAGCUCCACCCAAACCAAUUCAAAUGGUUAUUAUGAAAGCAGUCGUGGUAGAAAAUCAACAAUUACGAGCAAAAGUGCAGCUUCGGAAAAUCUUCCGCAGGUAAUUGGCUCAGUUAAUGGGAGUUCUCAGCACUCUCAACCACCAUCAGCGUAUCCACAUACUUGGGCUGGGAUGCCUGGACAUGUUUCCAUGGCUGAUAUUGUUAAAAUGGGUAGGCCUCAAGGCAGGCUGUCUACUUCAAAAGUUCAUGUUUCUCAUAAUCAUGCAGCAUCAGAUUCAAGUGACAAGUAUUCAGUGAAUCCAGUUCGGCUACCUGAGUUGGAUCAGAGAGUCCAUAUUUCUGAUGAGUUUGUUGAGGAUAUAGAUAUUGAAACUGAAACAACUAGGAAUGUGCAUGUUUCUGAUGAUGGUUGGCCCUCUGUUGACCAGCCCAAUUGUGGAACUGCUUCAGCCAUUCUGGAAACUUCUGGAGCUGCUACCUCUUAUUCUGAUGCAUCUAAGGUUGAAUUGGUUGUUGAUGAACCUCUGUUGCAUCAGGCUUUAAAUGAAGAUGAAAACCAGGAGCUGGAUCAAAGUUCUAAUUUUGAAAGUUUACCAGAAUCUGAAUCUGUAUCUGAUAGAGAAAUUCAGGCGAACAGUUCUGAAGAUUUAUCCAAAGUCAAUGAUGGCUCACCACAAAAUAUGAGUGUUUAUUCGUCCCAAAGGCAUUUAUUUGAGAAGCAAGACGAAGAUGUCGAUGUAGAAAUUUCAUCAGCUGCUGCAGAUUUGCAGAAUGUCAAACUGCAAAAUGAUAAUCUAACUGCACCAUCUUUGGAGGAUAAUCCUGCUGUAAUAAUUCCUAGACAUCUGCAGGUUACUAAUGCUGACUGCUCGCAUCUGAGCUUUGGUAGUUUUGGGUCUGGAUUAGGCUCUUCCUUUUCUGGAUCAUCACUACAAAAACCGCUGCAUGAUCAUUCAGAGGCCACUAAGGUCCCCGAUGAAGUUCCGUCAAUUGAUCAUUCAGAAGCCAGGAACUCUAACUACUAUGAUAAUGAUGAACUAAAAUCCCAAAUAAAUGAAGACGCAGUUUCAAGUGGCGUUAUGAAUACUGUGAAUUAUGAAAUGCCUUCAGCUUCAGAAUCUGAGCUCAUCAGGGAUGAUACAGUGAAUAAUACACAUGAACUGCAAUACAGUUUUCCUUCAUUAUCUGGUUAUGGGGCUUCAACAUCAGCGCAACACAGUGCUACUGCAUUUUCCCAUCCACAAACUAAUUUACAAAUGCAAAAUUUUACCUCUUUGUCAACUCUAAUGCAACCAUAUACUAGCUCCUUACCAAGCAGUUUAUUGGCACCCACUCUUCAACCCCUUAGAGAUAUUGAUCUUCCUUUUUCAUCUUUACUUGCAUCCCAAUCACUGUCCACAAAACACAGUGCAACAAACUCUAUUAGUGGGCCGUCCAAUUCCAUUCAUGAGCAGAAGGCAAGCGUGUUCUCCAAUCUCCAGCAAGUUCCUCAAAGCUCCUCCGGCUCUAAUCUUCCUGCUGGCCAUGCAAUACCUCAACACCUUCAUAUCAAUCCCUAUUCUCAAGCAACGCUACCUUUAGGUCCAUUUCCUAAUGUGAUUAGCUAUCCAUUCCUUCCUCAGAGCUACACUUACCUGCCUUCAGCUGCUUUCCCUCAAGCUUACACUACCAACGGUGCCUUCCAUCAGUCUUCAUCAGCCGUUCAUAAUGCUGGCUUAAAAUAUACACUCCCACAGUAUAAAAGUAGCUUAUCAAUGACCAGCUUACCGCAGCCUGCUGCUGUGGCCUCCACAUAUGGAAAUUACAAUGGUUCUGCUAAUAUUCCUGGGAAUUUUGUCUUGAAUCCGUCAACUACCUCCACAAGCACGACACUAGGAUUCGACGAAGCAUUAAGUGCUCAGAAAGACGCGGCGCAUUACCUCCACCUUCAGCAGAAUGAGAGCUCACCAAUGUGGGUCCAUAACGGCAGUUCGAGAACUGUGUCGCCUCUUCCCCCCAAUACAUUCUUUGGCUUCCAAGGGCAGAGUCAGCUCAACAACUUCCGGCAGGCCCAGCAGCCCCCUCACUAUGGAGCGAUGGGCUAUGUUAACUUAUAUCAGAAUCAUCAGCUAGGUGGUGGUCAGUCUCAGGAGCAUCAACCGAAUCCUGGUGAGCCCAACCUGAAUGGUUCUCAGGGCAAUCCCUCUCAGCCCUCUCACCAGAUCUGGCAGCAUGGUUACUGAUGCAGAUUGUUCCAAGUUUAAGCAGACUGUGCUUGAGAAGUUUGAUGGCCUGUCAAUGUGUGUUACGGUUUGAUCAUGCGAAGGCUCAGUAGAGUGUUUUAGUCUGAUCAACUGUAUAUAUACUUGAGUUAUGUUGCAGGCUGUUAUUGUUUGCCUCGAGCUUCAUGUAUUUUAGGCGUUGAGUGGUUCCUGGUUUGUAGUGUGUUGUGUGUGGGAGUAAUUUAGAAUGUUUUUGUUGGUGCGUUUUGAGUGAGACGUUUAUAUGGACUUUUGUUCUGUUGUCUUUAGUUUAAGUUAAUCUAACCAGCUUCUGAUUUCUAA